Molecule: messenger RNA, 5743 nt
Organism: Phyllotreta striolata
Lineage: Eukaryota; Metazoa; Arthropoda; Insecta; Coleoptera; Chrysomelidae
Source: the annotation of a GenBank genome assembly
GUGAACCGUAACUUUUUCCGAUGUUGUCCGGUGUGAUGUUGAAUUUUCCAGUUUUUCCGAAUGUUUUGGAUUGAAGUAAAAUAAUUUCGGUCGCAUAUCGCUAGUGCAGGUGCAACUUUCAAAAGAUCGCCCCCAUUUUAUACCAAAAUUGCAUAUAUGCCGUCCCCACGCCGUUUUUAAAAUGGAUUCUUCAUGACAAUGGCCUUAAAUAAACAAGGCUAAAAUCAUAAGAUGUCACGGUCGACCCAAUUUUACACCGUCGAGGUGGGCGAUACCAAAUUCACCAUAUUGAAGAGAUACCAGAACUUGAAGCCCAUUGGUUCGGGAGCUCAAGGAAUCGUUUGUGCUGCCGUGGACACCGCAGCCCAACAAAACGUCGCCAUCAAAAAGCUCAGUCGACCUUUUCAGAAUGUCACUCACGCCAAGAGAGCGUACAGGGAAUUCAAGCUCAUGAAAUUAGUGAACCACAAGAAUAUAAUCGGUUUGCUGAACGCCUUCACUCCUCAACGGACGCUCGAGGAAUUCCAAGAUGUCUACUUAGUCAUGGAGUUGAUGGACGCCAACCUUUGUCAGGUCAUACAAAUGGAUUUGGACCACGAACGGAUGAGUUAUCUACUCUAUCAGAUGCUGUGCGGCAUAAAACACUUACAUUCCGCCGGGAUAAUACACAGGGAUUUGAAACCGAGCAACAUCGUAGUGAAAUCGGAUUGUACGUUGAAAAUAUUGGACUUCGGUCUAGCCAGAACUGCCGGUACUACCUUCAUGAUGACACCGUACGUGGUGACCAGAUAUUACAGGGCCCCGGAGGUCAUUUUGGGCAUGGGGUACACGGAGAACGUGGACAUUUGGAGCGUCGGUUGCAUCAUGGGCGAAAUGAUACGGGGAGGUGUGCUAUUCCCCGGCACCGAUCACAUAGAUCAAUGGAAUAAGAUUAUAGAACAACUUGGAACGCCUUCCCAGCAGUUCAUGGUGCGACUCCAGCCGACUGUCAGGAACUACGUGGAGAACAGACCGCGAUAUCCCGGUUUCACGUUCGAGAAACUCUUUCCGGACGUCCUGUUUCCGUCGGAUAGCAGCGAGCACAACAAGCUGAAGGCCUGCCAGGCCAGAGAUUUGCUCUCGAAGAUGCUGGUGAUCGAUCCCCAGACCAGGAUAUCAGUCGACGAUGCUCUGCUGCAUCCGUACAUUAACGUGUGGUACGACGAACAGGAGGUUAAUGCGCCUGCACCUGGACCGUACGAUCACAGUGUAGACGAGAGAGAGCACACAGUGGAGCAAUGGAAAGAACUCAUCUAUCAGGAGGUGAUGGAGUAUGAGACUUCCCACGGAAGAGCAUCUUCCAGUUCUCAGCUGAGCCCAGCCGUUAAUAGUGAACCCAACGGUAUAUCUUAGUCUCUCCGUUAAAUAAUUAAUCGAUAUCGAGUUUUUUUUGUUUUCGUUUAAUUCUUGUGAGUUUCGCUUGAUUGUACCUGUCAUGUAACGUGUAAUUGACGAAAGUCUGUGAAUGUUGGUGAUGUUAGACUCGAAAGUUUUGUUUCCCGAUGGAAUUAUUAACGUGAAACUUUUGGGUUACAGAUUAAGAUUAAUGAAAUGAUAUUAAUAUACAGACUUUCCUUUUUUUUAUUGGUUCACGUGGAAGAUAAUUUACCUCGAUUUGUUUUAAAGCAACUGGCGUAUUUCUGAUUGUUAAGGUUUUCAUUCAUUGUAGACAAUAAUUGUGAAAAUUAUCUUCUGUGAGAGUUUGUUUUCGACAUUACCUUUUGAUUGAACCGAAAGUGCACCUUCGAGCAAGUCAAAAUAAAAGGGAAACUGGAAAUGAAUCUGAUACGUCCGAUGUUUCAGCAUUCUCUUUUGUUUCACUUAUUGGAAAUUCUAAUUGGCAUUGUAUAGAGGAACUUCUCUUAGAAAUCGAUGUAACAUUAAUCCAUUUGUGAUUUCGAAUGAAUAAAUUUUUUGCAUCGAUUUCUUCAGUACGAGCGAGAGAUGGUAUAUGUACUGGGUGUAGUAAUUAAUGCACUGCUAAACAACGUGAUUUUAUGUAUUCUUUUGCAAGUUUAUGAGACAUUUCUUGGAUCCUACAGUGUAACUAGUGAGCUCAUUUCUACACCACAAUGUAAUUCACUUUUGAACAACAGAAUGAAAAAUUACAAAGCAUUAUAAGCAAGGGUACAUUGCUAUUACUUGCACCGGUGCAUGACUAUCCGUCAUCUCUGUUCAAAACUAUCAAAAUUGUAUUAUUUUUUGUUAUAAAAUUGUAUUGAUUAUUCCGCUAAAAAAUAUCGCGUUCGUGUUGUAAUUGAUUCAACCAGAGUAUUGACAGUUUUACCGCCCCCCUUGCGAUUCACCAAAAAAAUUACCAUUUUGAUUUCUCUUUUGCAGGUUAUUGAUUUCGAAGCACAAAUUCAACUUCAUCUCUAUUAGUAUUUAAAUUGUAUUUAUAAUAAUAAUUGUUAACACCAACGACAGAAUAGUUCUUCACGAUAAAAAGUUGCAGUUAUAUAAAAAAAGUGACUAAAGAAACGUUUUGUCUCUGUGUCAGAGCUGGUCGGGUUAAAAUUUGUUGUUUGAUUACAGUAUUAAGUACAGGGUGUAUUCAAAAUUAUGACUAAAAACUCUUGGGAUAAAUGGAAAAUUGUUUAAAAAUCUAUCAGAGAAUCGGUGAUCUCUAAACUCUAAAGCAUGAUCUGUUAUAAUGACACUGUCCAUUUGGAAGAUAUAUCAAAUUUAUUUAUAUCCCAUAAGUACCUUAAAUAUAUCUCAGCUUUUGGGAAUCGCCCUAUAUUAAAUAUCACAGGAAGGAAGUAGAAUAAACAACAGUAAAAUGCAGUUUUGACACAUAGAUUAAAUUAGUCUCCCUUUGUAUUGUAAUAUACUCGUGUCUAAUCAGUAGGAGUGUGAUAUACAUUAUACAUAAUAAUAUAUUAUAUAAAAGGUUAAAAAUGCUAGUUUGUAAUUAUCAUCUUUAUUUUAUUACGUAUUUGGACUGAACGAGAUUUUAAAAAAUGUCGAGUAGAACGUUUUCAUCGCGAAUUCCUACUUUACUUUUGAUGACUGAUAGUGCCUUUAGUUUCUUAACUUUCGAAUACUUAAUUCCGCUUAAUAACUAGAUAUUCAAUUUACAAUCGGAUGGUUUAUUAACCGGGUACAAUGGAGAGGAAUACAUUAAUUUUUUUAAACUAUAAUGUAAUUUUUAAAGUAUAAUGUAGAAUGCUUAUUUUCUGUUGUAAUGAAUCAUUUCAUUUAUGCUGAAACCGUCUAUCACACAUCACACUCUCCAUUAUGCGAAAAAAAUUACGUACAAGGUGCUCUAAUAGUGCAGUAAAUCUCAUUUAUUUAAGUUCUUUAAAAUAAUAUUUAUUAAUGCACAAUAAUUUCAGCUCGUUUUAAGAAUUUUAUCCUGUUUCCAAUCAUCCAUUCAGUUAAUCCUAGGAUUUUAAAUAUGUAGUAGUUUUCAUAAGUAAUUCAUUAUUUUGAAUCUUAUUAGCAUCAUAUACGAGCUAUGCAGCAUUACUGGCACACUUUGUAUUUUCAAAAAAAAUGUCGCGAAUUGUCCGUUAAACGCCAUCAGGAUUUUAGGAAACCAGGGUACAAAAAUUCAGUCUCGAACAAGUCCAUGUAAAGAAAAAAAACUCUUAGUAUUCGUUUUACGUGAUUAAAUCCGAGUUAUAAAGGCUUCUUUCUCUUCCUGAUCUUCGAAAACCGUCACUAAAAUUCCACUAUUCCUCACUAGCUUCCUAAUGAAAACUCAGUCGACAGACUAUUUGGAACGUAGCGUAGCGUAGAGAAAUUCUUCGGAUUUAAGUUAGGUGUUUAAAAUGAUUCACUAUCAAUGAAUGUACAAAUCUGAUAAUUCGAAGUAGUUUAGCUGUUUUAGAGUUUGUACAUGUUUGGAAAUAUAGUCGAAAGUAAUCAUCUCUAUGAUGAUUUAGCAGCUUUAAUUCGCUAUAAGAAAAUUAAUUACUGCUACUUAACUGGCUCUUUCGAGUUUUUUUUAUUAACUAUGCGUUAUAAAUGCGCUCCUUUGAAAUAUUGUACUUAAUUUUUAACAUCAAAACUUGACAGAAAAACAUUAUGUAAGCUUUAAAUAAAAUUUAAAUAAAGCCUUAAAUUCUAGAGUGCGCAAAUAGCUUACAAUUUCGAAAGGUUGUUUUAAAAUCACUUUAGAGUAAAGUGAUGGGCCAUUUAGGAAGAAGUAUAUUAACAGGAAAAGUUUCCAAAAUUGUACAAACGUGGGGCGAUUGUUUUGACCAAAUCCGAAAAAAAAUCAGAUUAACAAUUAUUAAAAUUGACUAUUUAGUAGUAGUAACGUGAAAUUUGGCCAAAAUAACGCCCGAUCUAAAGGCUCAUCUUGUCCUUUUAAAAUGUAGCUGUAAACGUCUUAAAAAUAUUCAAGUAUAACAUUGUAUAUUAGUCUUUUUAUCUUUGUUGAUUUUAAGUUAAAAUUUUAUUUUACCGCCGUUUGUAUAAGUGUAUAGGUGCUUUUUAUUUUAUAAGUUAUAAAUUUUUAAUUUGUAUGUUUUGUUAACCAUUUUUUUGAAGACUGCUAAGUAGGAAAUUUUAAUUGGCAAAAAUUUUUUAUUUUGUACGAGUGUUAAUGGGGAAAUGACCAGUUUCUAAAUUCAAAAAAACGGAAAACUGAAUAUAAAACGGUUUUGCAUAUUUUUGCAUUGUUUUUCUUUUUAAAGAGAUCAAAUUCAAAGGUCAAUUUCUCAUUCUAAAAGUAUUUAUUACAAAUUCAAUUAAACUUACCUAUCUAUAGAAUUGUUUUAGAAGUGUUUCUUUUUUUAUUAUUAUUCGCUAAUUUUUGCAAUUUUCCUCUACUCAGUCAUUUUAUACUUGUGAUUAUUUAUAGUAUGUAUUAGAUUUGUUUGAGCUGCAAAAAAACUGUUCAAAUAAACAACCAAUUUUGUAUUACACGAGUGCGAGUUCAGAGAUGGCUUAUGCACCGGGUGCAAUAAGUAAUGCCCCAUUGCACUCAAUAGAAGGAAUGAUUACUAAAUUUUUAUUGCUAAAGUCAUGGUAAUAAUAAUGUUGUAGCGAUACUAAAUCGCCAAUUAAUGUAUUGAUUGAUAGUGAAUACAAUUUUCGGUUUUUAAUUGCACAAUUGGUUUUUUUGCAAGUUAUUUAUUUCGUUUAUCCGAGUGAAUGUUGUAAAAUUGUUAUUUUUUGUGUUGAGAAAAAUUCGUGUUUCGUUUAUAUAUCUUAGAAUAUGGUUUUAGAAUAGUUUAGUAUAGUAGAAGAUUACAAAUCAAGUAAAAAAAGCUAGAUUAGGACAAUUUUUUUACUAUUUUUUGUCGUUUAUGGUAUGUAAUGGGAAAUUAAAAUUUGCGACGAUUUUAGUUGAGAUUUUUAAGUCUACAGCGCGUCCUUAAGGUUUCAUACAUAUGUAUCGAUUAAAGACGAGAAAAUUUAUUGAAAAAUCCGUUUAUUAAAUAAUUAAAUAUCUGGAAUGCCUUCAUUCAGCAAUAUUAACGUAAUGUGCAUUACAGAGGAACGGUAAAUCAUUCCUCUGAGUCUUGAUUUGUAAACUCCGACUAUUUGUAUAGUAACUUAGCGAACUAAUUAUUAUUGGAACAAAUUCAGAUCGAAGAAAACUACAGUUUUUACGUGUAAACAAUGACAUUCUGUUUCCAGAUGUAUUAUUCAAGUAAAUCGUACGGUAAGGCGCAUCCGAUCCACAAAACUAAUGUCUGUAAAAAGAAUUAGUUGGUAAAAUAUUUCUUACAUUAAAAUAUAAGAAUUA